Molecule: messenger RNA, 851 nt
Organism: Harmonia axyridis
Lineage: Eukaryota; Metazoa; Arthropoda; Insecta; Coleoptera; Coccinellidae
Exons: 2
Coding region: 360-788 (142 amino acids)
Biological process (GO): sensory perception of smell
Molecular function (GO): odorant binding
Source: RefSeq, a predicted model, not a curated record
AACUGUGAGUCUAAUGUCUAUUUCGGCAUAAAUUGUUUCACCCACCUCAUUUAAAUACCAGUUUAUCAGUUAUAUGAAUGAGCAUUAUGGAUACAGUAUGAUAAGGUUAUGUAAGAGUGUAUGCAUCGUUAAUUUUAAAAGAAUACCGAUAAUACUCAUCGCGUCUUCAUUUGCUAUCGUUGAAAAGAGAAAAAAAAACCGAAAUUAUUUGUUUUUAUUUGUUUCGUAUAUCAUGGAUAAGGAUUAAUGAUUUGUUCCAGAAUGAUACUUUGUCCGAUAAUUGCAUUUACUCCACAUAACUGAAUAUACAGUUGACGUUGUUUGAGCUUGUUUUUUCGGGGAAUUAUCCAAUAGCAACAAUGAUUGAAAAGAGAUUAAUUUUGUCAAUUUUCUUUACGGUUGUAGUUAUGGCAUCUAUGGCAGACAAGAUUGAGGAUUGGAAAGACCAAAUGAAAAAGCUUCAAGGAAAAUGCGCAAAACAGUUACAAGUAGAUGAAGCUUCAAUUGAAAAAUUACUGAAGUCCACUACUGUUGACGUGUCGAGUAGCGAUAUACAGAAAGUUAUUUACUGCAUCGCAUUAGAUAUUGGAUUCAUGGACGCAAAUGGAAAUCUUGGGAUUCAGAAAGCUGAGGAACAUUUAAAAGGUCUUGGUUUAGAUGACAAAACUAUAAAGGAAGUAAACGAUAAAUGUAACAGUAUAGAAAAAGUUGCUGAUAAAAAUGUGUUAGUAGGUCGUUACUAUAAAUGUUACGAGGAAAAUUUACCAAGAAAAUAUCUUGUUCUAUGAAUAUAAUGUUUUUCCGUAUUCAGUUUUCAGUGGGAUUGGAAUAUAUAUGACUUUAUAUUGUUA